AUGUUCGAAGGUGAUUACACCACAAUCGGGAAGCGUUGGGACUUGCACCCGCGCGUCGUGAAAGGGUCGUUGAAUCCGAAGCUCGCGACCGUCCUACCUCCUGUUGAGGAUGAGAUUUACCACGGGUUCAACACGAUACUCCCCGCGUGCGACGAUUGGACACCUAUUCAAAUCGCUGGUGUGUUCAAGCAAAUCAUCGCCCGGGCAUCGAACCGCAUGAUGGGUGGUCAUGCACUGUCUCGGAACGAGCGAUGGAUCGAGACAUCCCUCAACUUCACCACAGAUACAUUCGCGGCGGCGCAGCAGCUCAAGCAGUAUCCGGCAUGGUCUCGACCACUCGCGCAAUGGUUCAUACCCGAGAUGAAGGCCGUGCGAGAGCACCUACGCGUCGCGCGAGACGUCAUCAUCCCGUUGCUUGAACAAAGAAAACACGAUGGCCAAUCCGAGAAAGGUCACGAAAACCCGCCCGAUCUGCUCCAGAUGCUUGAAGAUGCUGCUAUAGGCCCAGAUAAAACCCCAGAGUUCCUAUCUUACACGGCUCUUGCAGUAUCCUUCGCUGCGGUACACACCAGUGCCAGCGUGCCGGCGCACCUUGUGUACGAUCUUUGCGCUCGCCCAGAGUAUAUUGCUCCACUGAGAGAAGAAGUAGAGGUGAUGCUGAGAGAGGAGAAUGGUGCAUUCACGAAGAAGGGACUGAGCAGGCUGGUGAAGAUGGAUAGUUUCAUGAAAGAGUCCCAGCGUUUCAAUCCUCUCGUCUUUUUGACAUUUGGGCGUGUGAUUCACUCUGACCUCACCCUUCACGACGGCAUCACAAUUCCAGCCGGCACCGUCAUUGGAACCGCGUCGCACGCCAUCACGCACGAUCCGAAAUUCUACGCCGACCCUGCAAAGUUCGACGGAUUCCGCUUCGUACCGGCCUCUGCCGAUUCCGAAACUGCGUCAGUGCCGCCGAGCUUCGUGACAACUAACGCAUCAAACCUGAGUUGGGGUUACGGCAAACACGCAUGCUCCGGAAGGUUCUUUGCGAGCUUUGAGAUCAAGAUGAUCAUGGCGUACCUGUUGACGAACUACGAUUUCAAGUUUGCUGUAGAAGGAAUGCAGAGACCAAAGAACAUCUCCUUCGAGCUGCAGAAUGCCCCCGAUCCGACAAUAGAGAUCUUGUUGAAAAAGAGAUUGUAA
This is a messenger RNA of Lasiodiplodia theobromae, 1179 nucleotides long. Its product is annotated as Cytochrome P450. Gene Ontology annotation, molecular function: iron ion binding; monooxygenase activity; heme binding. The transcript is spliced from 3 exons. Bases 1 to 1179 code for a protein of 392 amino acids. The record is from RefSeq and is a predicted model, not a curated record. NCBI's taxonomy places the organism in Eukaryota, Fungi, Ascomycota, Dothideomycetes, Botryosphaeriales, Botryosphaeriaceae.